UUGCUCUUGCGGACUGAGUGGGCGGCCGGGACGCGCAGACGCCUCUCGGAGCCGCGGUGCGCGUCAGUGGAUCCCCGCGCUCUCUGGAAUACACCCGUCCACAGCCAAACGCGCUCUUUGCCCCGCGACAUGGAUUUAGCUACGCGUAACGUGAAUCUCCGUGUGCCUUUGGAGCGACAGAAACGCACGGAGAAAGCUCAUAAGAGGGUUUUGGGUCCGGUAUUUGCUAGGGGCAGCCUGACCCAGAUCCCCGUGGUGAAGGAGACCAGGGUGGAGUCGGGCCAGUUCCUGCUGCUCUCAGUGCUCUGCAUGCUCUUCAUCCUGGUGGCGCUGGCCGUAUCGGGCACUUUCUUCUGCGUGCGCCAGCGCUCCCACCUCCACAUGAAGGAGAAGCUGGCCAGCCUGGGGACUGACACCAGCACUGACGCCACCGCAACCUAUCAGGAGCUGUGUCGCCAGCGUAUGGCAAUCAGGACGUCGGAGCGAGUUGAGCGGCCCGAAACCCUUCGCCACUCUCGCCUGAACAGUGUGUCCUCUCAGUUCAGUGAUGGCCCCGCAGCCAGUCCGUCCACACGCAGCAGCACCUCCUCCUGGUGUGAGGAGCCAGUCCCAUCCAACAUGGACAUCUCCACUGGUCACAUGAUACUGUCGUACAUGGAGGACCACUUGAAGAACAAGAACCGUCUGGAGCGCGAGUGGGAGGCGCUGUGCUCCUACCAGGCAGAGCCCAGUGCCUGCAGCGUGGGCCAAGGCGAGCAGAACUCCAAGAAGAACCGCUCCGACGCCGUGGUCGUGUAUGAUCAUUCCAGGAUCACCUUGAAGGCUGAGAAUAACCACGGCAACUCGGAUUACAUCAAUGCCAGUCCAAUAAUGGACCACGACCCUCGUAACCCGACUUACAUCGCCUCUCAGGGGCCACUUGCUUCCACAGUGGCAGACUUCUGGCAGAUGGUGUGGGAGAGUGGCUGCGUUGUUAUCGUCAUGCUGACCCCAAUUUCUGAGAACGGCGUGAAGCAGAGUCACCACUACUGGCCUGAUGAGGGAUCAGAUGUCUACCACGUAUAUGAGGUCAAUCUGGUGUCUGAGCACAUCUGGUGUGAAGACUUCCUGGUGCGGAGUUUCUACCUGAAAAACCUGCAGACUAACGAGACGCGUACCGUCACCCAGUUCCACUUCCUGUCCUGGAUGGAUCGCGGGAUCCCAAACUCUGCCAGGACCCUGUUAGACUUCCGCAGCGACGGAGCAGGCAGGAGUGGGACUUACAUUCUGAUUGACAUGGUCCUCAAUAGGAUGGCUAAAGGUAACGAUCAAUGGCUUCCCUUUCACUCUUUCUGCUUGAAGCGUGCUAAAGAGAUUGAUAUUGCCGCUACCCUGGAGCACUUGAGAGACCAGAGAGCUGGCAUGGUCCAGACAAAGGAGCAGUUUGAGUUUGCGCUAACAGCCGUGGCAGAGGAGGUGAACGCCAUCCUGAAAGCUCUUCCACAGUGA
This is a messenger RNA of Menidia menidia (Atlantic silverside), 1488 nucleotides long. Lineage: Eukaryota; Metazoa; Chordata; Actinopteri; Atheriniformes; Atherinopsidae. The record is from the annotation of a GenBank genome assembly.